AUGGACGUCUUGGGCCACAUUGCCGCCCCCGCAACUUCAGUCGAUGCAUGCACAAGCGACGGUUUCCAUUUGGACAACGGCGUGAAAACAGAAGGAGGCGCUGGCAUACUCCUGGUCGGAGGAGAAGCAUUUACAUGGCAGCCGUGGCUUAUGUUGCCUGACUCCGAGGGCACAUCGCCACAUUUGGGAAAUUUACUCAAUAGUAGGAAGGGCAUCCUGAGCUUUCCCGCGGCGAGUCUGGGCUUACUCGAGCUUGUACAUCCUAAACCGGACCUGUUGAUUGUGGGUACUGGUGGAAAGUUGUGGAUGUUGGAGCGUGAGACCAGACGGUAUAUUAAUGAGGUGCUAGGAUGCAGGUUGGAUGUGAUGGACACCGCGAAUGCGGCUGCGGCUUAUAACCUGCUUGCUAAGGAGAGAGGUAUUGAGGACGGUGCUGGAGUCGGCGCAUUGUUACUUCCUGUUGGCUGGAUUGGACCGAAAAGAGCUGGUGUGAGUGGUGUAUGUAUUGACACAGUGCAUGCACAACAACUGGCAAUGCAAUACUCUAAGAGUCUUUCGGAAGGUCAGCUGUGCUCCUUGAUCAGCAGCACUCGAACUGGAAGGUCGCACAACUAUUGUACACCAACACAAGUCAAGGUUGCAGUCCCAUUCGAAGAAACCAAUAGCUCUCUCGCCCUGCCCAGCACAAAACUUCCCGGUCUGCACUCGUAA
This is a messenger RNA of Lithohypha guttulata, 711 nucleotides long. RefSeq lists its product as uncharacterized. The coding region runs from base 1 to 711 and encodes 236 amino acids. NCBI's taxonomy places the organism in Eukaryota, Fungi, Ascomycota, Eurotiomycetes, Chaetothyriales, Trichomeriaceae. Gene Ontology annotation, cellular component: mitochondrial inner membrane. The transcript has 2 exons. Gene Ontology annotation, biological process: mitochondrial respiratory chain complex I assembly. The record is from RefSeq and is a predicted model, not a curated record.